Messenger RNA from Ixodes scapularis (black-legged tick), 4575 nucleotides. RefSeq lists its product as uncharacterized. Gene Ontology annotation, molecular function: zinc ion binding; aspartic-type endopeptidase activity; nucleic acid binding. The record is from RefSeq and is a predicted model, not a curated record. Lineage: Eukaryota; Metazoa; Arthropoda; Arachnida; Ixodida; Ixodidae. Gene Ontology annotation, biological process: proteolysis; DNA integration.
AUGCAGAGACCGUCGGACGACUCACCAACUGAGGGCCUUUCAACUGAUGUUCCAGUAUCUGGCAUCUUGAAUCAAGGACCAGAGGACCGGAAGGCAGUCACGAUGGCCUUAUUCGGGCAAGUCGAACCUUUUGAUGACACGAAGUGUGAUUGGUUAUCCUACGAGGAAAGGUUGCGAGCCUUUUUGAGAGCGAACGGAGUAGCGGACGCAAACCGAGUUGACGUGGUCAUAAGCCUCAUAGGAGCUGACACGUAUAAGUUGCUCAAGACUCUAGUAGCGCCUGAGGACCCGGCAUUGAAGAGUUUUGAAGAUGUGCUGGCCGUUUUGCGAAACCACUUGUCGCCGAGGCCGUCGGUCAUCGCAGAAAGGGCAACGUUCCAUAAGAGAGAACAACAGGAAGGGGAAUCGGUCGGAAAAUAUGUCGCCGAGCUCAAAAGAAUGACACAGACGUGCAAUUUUGGAAGUAACCUGGAAGAAACCCUCGGAGACAGAUUCGUCAGCGGUCUGAGUCGUGUUGACAUUCAGAGAGUUUUGUUUGCCGAAGAUGAGAGCCUGACAUUCAAGAAAGCUGUGGAAAAAGCGUUAACUAUUGAAAGAGCCACCAUGAAUGUGCAGGUGUGUCAUAAUAAGGCGGACAACGACCAACUCGAACUGCAGAAACUGACGGCGGUGAAACCGAAAGCGGUAGUGGGGGCUCAGGACAAAUGUUUCCGUUGUGGGUCCCCUAAGCACAUUGCCUCGUCAUGCCCGCACCGUAACGCUAUUUGUUAUCGCUGCAACCGGGAGGGUCACUUCCAACGUUUCUGUAAAGCAUCACUGGCCAAUACACCAGGCAGAGCAAAACAGUUCAGAAACUUCUCCGCUGAGGAAGAAAAGAGUGAAGCGAUAUACGGGCUUCAAGACAGAAACAUGAAUGCGCCGUUCUACUACACGCUCAAGGUCGGAAACGCUCCUCUUCAGAUGGAACUAGACACCGGUGCUGCCGUGUCUAUCAUUUCGAAACGCCAGUUCCAAUCGUUGUUUCCUCGCACAGAGCUGUCUCCGGCGUCACUAAUACUGCGCACGUACACCGGCGAGCGUGUCAAGCCAAAAGGAGUGGCGACGGUGGACGUAGAGUACCGAGACUUCAAAGGAAAACUUCCGCUUCACGUACUGGAAGAAGAUGGGCCACCUUUGAUUGGCAGAGACUGGGUCUACAAGCUCAAGUUUGACUUGGGAUCGCUAAACGCGGUCAGCGUUGAUGUAAAAGCGUCUCUCCAAGACAUCCUAAUACGCUACCAGGAUGUGUUCAAGGACGAGCUCGGAUGCAUGCGAGGGGAAGAGGCUCGGCUAAGCUUAAGGGAAGGUGCGAGUCCAAAGUUUCUGAAAGCUAGAAGUAUGCCGUUCGCCCUGAAGCCAGCUGUAGAAGAAGAGCUAAAGAGACUGGAGGUGACAGGUGUCAUUGAAGCGGUGGCCCAUAGUGACUACGCUACACCAGUUGUCCCGGUUUUGAAGAAGGAUGGGUCUGUACGCCUUUGCGGGGACUACAAAACAACGGUAAACCCUUGCCUGGACGUGGAGCAGUACCCGUUGCCAAAGUUGGAAGAUAUUCUAGCAACGGUAGCUGGGGCGACUGUUUUCUCGAAAAUAGACUUAAGUCGUGCAUACCAGCAAGUUCCGGUCCACCCUGAGUCACAACCCUAUCUGACAAUCAACACUCACAAGGGUCUCUUCCGCGUCAAGCGUUUGGCGUUUGGGAUCGCUUCAGCUCCAGCACUGUUUCAAAAGAUAAUGGACAGCUUGCUGGCGGGAAUUCAAGGAGUAACCUGCUAUCUCGACGAUAUCCUGGUAACAGGGAAGACCGCCGGGGAUCACCUGAAGAAUUUGGAGCAAGUCCUAAAGAAACUGAGUGACAAGGGCGUCCGAGUCAAGAAAGAAAAGUGUGAGUUCUUGAAGGCAAGUUUGAAGUUCCUGGGGCACCAAGUCGGCGAGCAAGGGGUAGCUGUGUUGGCAGAAAAUGUGCAAGCGAUCCUCGAUGCACCUCAACCGCAAGACUCAAAACAGUUACGGUCGUUUUUGGGAAUGGUGACAUUCUACGGAAAGUUCCUCCCAGACCUCUCGACCACAAUAGCACCGCUGAACGAGCUACUAAGAAAAGAUGUCGUCUGGACCUGGAGCAAGCGCUGUCAAGACGCUUUUAACAUGGUGAAGAGGCUUCUGGUUGACGCACCUGUCCUGGCACACUACGACCCCAAGGCAGACCUUCAGGUGUCAUGUGAUGCCUCGGCAUACGGUCUCGGAGCCGUCCUGUCCAGGGUGUACUCCAACGGCGACACACGGCCUAUCGCGUUUGCGUCGAGAACCUUGACAUCGAGUGAAAAGAACUACAGCCAACUAGAAAAGGAGGCACUGGCUAUUGUGUUUGGCGUGAAGAAAUUUCACAUCUACUUGUUUGGACGAUCCUUCGUGUUGGUCACUGAUCACGAACCGUUGCAAACCAUUCUUGGUCCAAAGACGGGAAUUCCGAGCAUUGCUGCCGCACGUCUGCAGAGAUGGGCUAUUACCCUUUCCGCCUAUCAGUACCGAUUGGUUUACCGACCGGGUCGACUCAACGUGGAGGCGGACUGCUUGUCACGACUUCCAGUUCCUGGGUUUCAGGAUGAAGACUACGAGGAUGACGUCGCGGCGUUUCUCAGUCUCCGCCUGCAGUCUUUUCCGGUAAGCAGCCAAGAGAUCGCACAAUUUACAGCAAAAGAUAAAGAGCUCUGUCAAGUGGCAAGGUUCCUUGCCGGUGCGUGGCCCGCAAAAGUAGAAGAUUGUCUGAAGCGUUACUCUGCAAGAAGAAGCGAGCUGACGUGGCACCAGAAUUGCCUUUUGUGGGGAAUGAGGGUUGUGAUCCCGAAGGGACUGCGCGAACGCCUACUGGACGAGCUGCAUGAAGGGCAUCCUGGAAUCGUAAGGACGAAAGAACUGGCACGCAGCUAUGUAUGGUGGCCGGAGGUCGAUGCGGAUAUUGAAUAUCGCGUCAGGUCGUGUGAUACCUGCCAACAGCAGCAGAGUCUUCCAGGUCCAGCCCCGCUGCAUCCGUGGUCCUGGCCAACUCGUCCGUGGCAAAGGCUGCACUUGGAUUUUGCGGGACCUUUCCAGGGCCGUCAUUUUCUGGUGAGCGUCGACUCCCACUCCAAGUGGCCCGAGGUUUUUGUGAUGAACAGCACAUCGGCCGAAGCAACUAUUGAAAAGCUGAGGGAGCUGUUUAGUCAUUUCGGUCUGCCAGAUGUUGUUGUCAGUGACAACGGCCCCCAAUUUUGUUCCCAAGAAUUUCAGAUUUUCUUGCGAGAGAACGGUGUGAGGCACGUCAGGACCGCCCCCUACCAUCCAUCAAGUAAUGGGCUGGCUGAGCGUUUCAUCCGCACCCUGAAGGAGGCCUUACGAAAAGAGAUGCCGGGCCGGCCUCUGUCCCGUCGACUAGCAAGUUUCUUGUUAGCUUACAGAAACACACCGCACGCCACAACCCUUCAGAGUCCUGCGGAGUUGCUGCUUGGGCGGCGGCUCACUACCCGUCUCGACAGACUGCGACCCUCUGCAGAGGAAACUGUUCACCGCAAGCAGGACGUGCUACAGGUGAAGCACAGUGGCAAACACCGACACUCCGUGCCGGGUGAUAAGGUGUACGUCAAGAACUUCCGGCCGCGUGAGAGGUGGUUGCACGGAGUCGUCAUGGCUAGAUCCGGACCGGUCUCCUACAGGCUUCGCGUGACCACACCGCGGGGGACCUUCGUGUGGCGGCGACACCAAGACCACCGGUUGCGGGAGAGCUCUACCCCAGAGGAGGAGGAAGGUGGUUUGCUGAUACCGAGUGUCCUGCCAUCAUCGCCAACCCCAGGGCAAGGGCGACUCGUGAACGAGCUGCCUCCAGUUGGGUCACCGGUGGUAGAGGGACAAGACAUGGGAUCAACUCCAGUCUCCGGUCGUUCCCCAGCCCGGCCGCAAGAAAUUCAGCGCCGGUAUCCCGAACGGCAACGGCGUGCGCCUAAUAGGUUUUCGCCUUGAGAAGGAAGAGAAAAAGACGAGGACUUUGUGUUUUUUUCAGAACUGUAAUUAUUUUGUAUUUAGUAUGUCUGUACUUUGUACUUUCCAGAACUUCAAUUAUUCUCGUGUUUUGUUAAAUUGUCAUAUCGUGUUACUUUGUGAGUAUUGCACUGGAACGCCGUCGAAUGGUAUUACUGUGCUGAACUAAGUGUGGGGGAGUGUUGUAUGGGUGACACAAUAAGCGGGCAACAGCUAGCGCGCGCUCGUGCGUCUCGCGCCACUGUUCCUGGGCGCCAUAUCUAUCUGAGCCAGCGCACCGUUUACACCACCCGCUGCUAUCCUGCCGCUCUCUCACGCCCGUGACUAUGUGUCGUACUCCGGUAGUCCUGCAAUAAAGAUGUGCCAGCGAAGAACCCCAUCGGCCUGUUACUCCAGAUACCACACCUUGAUAAAACUUUAGCCUACUGAAACUGUCAGCAUAGAUAUGUAGAUGUUUUUCCCCCACAUUCUGUGUGACCGAAGUUAAGAUUUUACUUCCGUUUUUCUGUUUUCAUGGCAUUUAAUAAA